UGAAAUUUGGGUCAAUUCUAUUUUGAAAUGUAUAAUACCAAAUGAUCACCGUUAUGUCUCCUUGGCAACUCAUAUGUAUAGUACACCUAUAUAUAAGAAUGUUCACUUCUUAUCUACCUUUGAUCAUAAAAGUGAUUCAAAAACUCUUGUGAUUAUGAACACUCUCUCCCAAGUUUAUGAUGAUGACAUUACCAUCUCUCACAAUAUCAUCCCUCUUGACUUUGAAUCAAUCGAUGGGGUCCCGGAUUCCCAUCUAUGGUCUCAGUCCGAUGAAUCACCUCAAAGGAUUCAAACCAACAACCCUCGUGAUUCAUUGAUUCCAGUUAUUGACCUCUCCAAUCCUUGUGCAAUAGAUCUCAUUGGUCAAGCAUGUAAAACUUGGGGCAUGUUUCAAGUCAUUAACCAUGGAGUACCCUUAGAGUUGGUCAAAAAGGUCGAGUUUGAAGCACGGAGGCUUUUUGCUCUCACGACUCACGAAAAGCGCAAAGUGUUGAGAUCACCGACAGGAGCAACGGGCUAUGGUUUGCCUAGGAUAUCGCCCUUCUUCGCGAAGUGUAUGUGGCAUGAAGGAUUCACCAUCAUGGGUUCUUGUGUUGAUGAUGCUAAGGUUCUUUGGCCACAUGAUUACCAAAGAUUUUGUGACACCAUGGAUGAUUACCAAAACCAAAUGAAACUACUUGCCCACAAACUCUUACUUCUAAGCCUUCAAACAUUAGAUGUAACACAAGAAGAAAUAAAUUGGGCAACUUCAACUCAUGGCUCUAAUGGUUUAGAGAUCUUUGUUGAAGGGUUAGGGUGGAGUCCUGUGUCUCCCAUUGAAGGUGCAUUUGUGGUGAAUGUAGGUGACCUUUUGCAUAUAUUCUCUAAUGCAAAAUUUCCAGUUGUUUAUCAUCGAGCUAUGGUGAAUCAAUCAAAGCACAGAAUAUCGGUUGCUUACUUUUAUGGACCUCCGAUUGAGUCUACAUUGGCUCCUUUGUCUAAUUAUCAAGACCCCGUGUUUCAGAUCUUUGCUUGUGAAAGAGUAUAUAAGAUUGAAAGCCACACAUAA
Lactuca saligna is the source of this 1048-nucleotide messenger RNA. The record is from the annotation of a GenBank genome assembly. Lineage: Eukaryota; Viridiplantae; Streptophyta; Magnoliopsida; Asterales; Asteraceae.